Molecule: messenger RNA, 993 nt
Organism: Microthlaspi erraticum
Lineage: Eukaryota; Viridiplantae; Streptophyta; Magnoliopsida; Brassicales; Brassicaceae
Source: the annotation of a GenBank genome assembly
AUGGAUCUUACUUUCCAUCACAGAUUUGUCAAGGUUAAUGGAAUCAACAUGCACGUCGCCGAGAAAAUUCCCUCCGUCGACGGAAACAGUGCUUUCGACGGAGCUCUCCGUCGUCCGGUGAUACUCUUCCUCCACGGAUUCCCGGAGCUCUGGUACACAUGGCGACAUCAGAUGGUGGCACUCUCUUCGCUGGGUUACCGAACAAUCGCGCCGGACCUGCGCGGCUACGGAGACACCGACGCGCCGGAGAGCGUGGACGCGUACACAAGUCUCCACGUGGUCGGAGAUCUGAUUGGAUUGAUCGACGCGGUGGUGGGAGUUCGAGAGAAGGUGUUCGUGGUGGGACAUGAUUGGGGCGCAAUCAUCGCCUGGCAUCUCUGUCUUCUCCGGCCUGAUCGGGUUAAAGCUCUGGUGAACAUGAGUGUGGUGUUUGAACCUUGGAAUCCUAAGCGGAAACCGAUAUCGAUGAUGAAAUCCUUCUACGGCGAUGACUACUACAUCUGCAGGUUUCAGGAAUAUGGAGAAAUAGAGGAGGAAUUCUCUAAAGUUGGCACGGAACGAGUUCUCGUGAAGCUCUUAACGUAUCGUAAUCCUGGUCCUAUACUCUUACCUAAAGGAAACCCCUAUGAUGAUGAUCCUGUGUCACUGCCCUGUUGGCUAACUGAGUAUGAUGUUCAAUAUUACGCUUCCAAGUACGAGAAGAAUGGCUUCACUGGACCUGUAAACUACUACCGAAAUAUGGACCGAACAUGGGAGCUGAUGGGAGCACUCUCAAAAGCUCAAGUCAAAGUUCCGGUUAAGUUCAUAAUCGGCGACCAAGAUCUGACCUAUCACGUUCCAGGCACCAAGAAGUACAUGGAAGACGGCAGGUUCAAGAGCCACGUGCCGUUGUUGGACGAAGUCGUGGUGAUGAAAGGCGUUGGUCAUUUUCUCCAUGAGGAAAGGCCUGACGAGAUAAGUAAACACAUCCACGACUAUUUUCUCACUUUUUAG